AUGUGGAGUCUGGCAGCUGAGCUGGAGCAGAGAGAAGAGGAAGGACUGGAAGGGAGAGCUGCCUCUGAGGCCCCCACUCCUUGUUCCUGCCUGCUCUGCCAGAGCCCCGGACCACAGCAGCUGGUGGUGAUGAAGGCAAUUAUAGUGAAGAUGGUGAUGUUGAUUAAAGUGAUGGUGGUGAUGGUGAUGAUGGUGGUGGUGAUAGUAGUGAGAUGGCUGUGGAAGGAAGUCGCCUAUGACCAGAGCCUGCCCAACUUCAGCCACAUCCACAUGAUGGUCAGGGGCUACAGUGAAGACCCCCACCUGCUCCUGACUCCUGAGCUGAAGUCAGGAGCCAGCGUUUGUCCCUUGGCCCCUGCACCCUUAGCUUCCUUCCAAGAUGAGCUGGACAUAGACUCCAGCGAAGGUAGCAGCCCUAACUCAUCUCCAACUGACAGCGAGGAGCCGCGCUCUUGUCCACAGAGGCCACAAGCUCCAUGGGGCCUGCUGGACCCCUUCUAUGCCCUAAUCAAUGACACCCCCGCAAAGGAAAAGAGGAAGGCUUCUGCAGACACAAGCCCCGAUGAGCCUGAGGAGGAAGAGGAAGACUUGUACUAUGGGCUGCCAGACAUCCGCGAAGACCCCCUUCCAGACAUGGAGCUGGGCUUCGAGGUUGACACUUGGGGAUGA
This is a messenger RNA of Dipodomys ordii (Ord's kangaroo rat), 669 nucleotides long. RefSeq names its product barttin-like. The record is from RefSeq and is a predicted model, not a curated record. Gene Ontology annotation, cellular component: basolateral plasma membrane. The coding region runs from base 1 to 669 and encodes 222 amino acids. Gene Ontology annotation, biological process: chloride transport. Gene Ontology annotation, molecular function: chloride channel regulator activity. The transcript is spliced from 5 exons. NCBI's taxonomy places the organism in Eukaryota, Metazoa, Chordata, Mammalia, Rodentia, Heteromyidae.